This is a messenger RNA of Cydia fagiglandana, 1025 nucleotides long. RefSeq lists its product as uncharacterized. The coding region runs from base 525 to 1025 and encodes 166 amino acids. The transcript has 6 exons. Lineage: Eukaryota; Metazoa; Arthropoda; Insecta; Lepidoptera; Tortricidae. The record is from RefSeq and is a predicted model, not a curated record.
UAAGAAACGUUGAUAUUUGUAGACGUGGGAAAAAUAUAUAUAAUUCUUGAUUAUAUUAUCUUUAAUAACACAGCUUUCGAUACACGAUUCAUAACACUUCGCUCGAUACAAUUUAUUCCCAAAGUAACCUCCAAUUCGAAUUUAUACUCCAACUUUACUUGUUUCUUUACUAUGUGACACUAUAAAACAAAAAAAGGAGAAAAAUCAAUCAUAACUAUAACAAUAAUUUGACAGCUUUAGAAAAACGAUAAUUAGAGGCAAUAUUUUUAAAAUAAAUAAACAUCAACUAAUUCUAUCGUAACAAAAUAUUGACUUCGGCCUGCAUGCUCUAUCUCCGUCCGUCUUUCGAAAUGAGACAGUGAUGGCUGAGCGCUCGUGCCAGACGGACCUGUACUACGUGUCCCCAAAACAAAUAUAAGAUUUAGUUAUAAAAACUGUUCUGUGUUGUGUGUCCUAGCACCUAGCUAGCUAGCUAGUUGUGGCUAGUGUGUGUUGUGUGUAUACCGUGUGCACCAAAACCUAUAAUGGGUAACAAGCAACUCAUUAAAAAGAAGACAUCUCGAAAAAGACAACUCAGAAGAUUCCAACAAACAAUGGAACAAACGAAAAGAAGAAAAUUGGAUAAUUUCACAGCCGAAGAUGAUACUAUAUCUUUAGACUACAUCGAACUGCAAAAUAUGGAAAUGGAAUCUCCGAUUUCAUCAAAGUUGAAAGUCAGUCAAAAUAACGAUGAGGCGACCAGCUCAAACAUUUUGAACCCACGCAUUGCACAGGUGGAUGACACUUAUCGGGUUCCUAGUCUAUUAGAGGAAGAAGAUACCCAUGAGUUACAAAUAUCGUUCGAUUUGGAAGAAGAGCUUCCUGACAAAACCGUCGGUCGAAGAAUUGUUGCAAUUAGUAAUUUUUUUACAAAAUUACAAUCGAUUUGCAAUCAUGGACCCUUACGCUACGUCUUACUUUUCAGAUUUUUUCCUCUAUACGAGUAUACUCCUAAUGGUCUACCUGCCAAAUAUCAAGAAGGUUAG